AUGCUGAAAGCCUACGAGAUAUUGCGAGCUGAAAAUAACUACAUUAAGCGUCUAGUAGAGAAAUUGGCGAAUCGUUGCUCUUUGGAAAAAAUAAAAACUGAACCAGAGCAAAGUAAAGAUGUAGACUAUCUACAAAAAGAAGUCGACAAAUUACGUAAAGAAUGCAUUAUGCUCAGAGAUAUGGAAGACGGCUACCAGAAAAUAAAACAAGAAAUGCAAGAUAAGUAUUGUUCCCAGAAGCGUUUGUCAGAUCGAGAUGCGGAGAAUAUAAAAGCUAUCAUCAGCGAUCGUAAUAAUCUACGUGACAAGUGCAAGUCGUUUAAUCAAAGGGUCGGCGAUAUGCAGAAGAAGGAGAGAAACUUAAACAAAGAUUUGGAAAACAAAGCCAAGUCUUGUGCUAAUUUGGAAGCGGAGAUGCAAAAAAUGCAAAAAUACUACGAGGACCAAAUGCAGCAGGCCUGCUUUAGGGAAGAAUGCUUAAAGGCCCAAUUAGAGGAUUUGAAGGAGGACUUCAUGCAAGUUAAAUGCCAAGCUCAAAAAUCUGAUAUGUUACAAAUGGAAGUAUCCUGCCUACGUAACGAAAUACUUAAGCGUGAUAUGGCUUUAAGUGAUUACGACUGCCAAUAUAAACAACUUAUGUAUAAAGCAAAACGUUUUAAAAGCGCUGGUUAUCGUAUACUGCCACCAGCCGAACCACGUGAAAAUACGAUGUACGCGGAGCUUUUCCCAGAAAGUUUAACAGAAGGUUAA
This is a messenger RNA of Glossina fuscipes, 750 nucleotides long. RefSeq lists its product as uncharacterized. The record is from RefSeq and is a predicted model, not a curated record. NCBI's taxonomy places the organism in Eukaryota, Metazoa, Arthropoda, Insecta, Diptera, Glossinidae. The coding region runs from base 1 to 750 and encodes 249 amino acids. The transcript is spliced from 3 exons.